AUGGGACGUGAGGAGCAAGGAAGGACUUGGUGCAUGGACGCAGCUCAACUGGAUACGCAAAGGAAGAAGGAGGAAGCCAUCUUGAAGACCAGCUCGACCACCACUCGACCAUCCGGUCGAGUUCCUCAACUCGACCGGCCAAGCUUCAACUCGAUCGAGCUGAGAAGUCAACAGUCAAACCCGAAAAAUGUUGCUUCCCCCUUGACUUCCUUUGACCCUAAACCUAAUCCUCUUGCGAUUCUCCACAUGGAAGUGAUGGAAAUCGUUGGAAAAGGUCCACUAAGAGCUCCAAUAACUCUUGCUCUCGAAAUGGAGUUCAUAGGGGUUGGAUGGAUUAGUUUGAGCAAUGAUCCUAUGGCCUCCAAGGCUUGA
This is a messenger RNA of Microthlaspi erraticum, 372 nucleotides long. Lineage: Eukaryota; Viridiplantae; Streptophyta; Magnoliopsida; Brassicales; Brassicaceae. The record is from the annotation of a GenBank genome assembly.